Messenger RNA from Nylanderia fulva, 1984 nucleotides. Lineage: Eukaryota; Metazoa; Arthropoda; Insecta; Hymenoptera; Formicidae. The record is from RefSeq and is a predicted model, not a curated record.
CUUUUUCCUACAUAAUAUUUUACACGCAAUUUCUACGUCGUUUUAGAAGCAAUCGGGGUUUCUAUAUAAGAUUUUUUCUUGUGUAUACCUAAUCGUCUAGCCAGGCGUAUGUAUAUAAGGAAAGUAAUCGAUAACAUCCGCCGUGACAUGUAUUGCGCCAAACGUCAGCCGGAACGCGGCGCCUGUCAAAAUUACACUCCGAGUCGACGAGGUGAGGUUAUGCGUCUCCGCUGUUUAUAAGCGUGUAUUAUUUUUCAGUCGUCCAGUCACUUUCUCUCGCGAGACGUGCGAUGAUCCCUCGAACGUUCGUCGCUCUGUUGCUCGUUGCCGCAUCGCUGCCGGCAUUCGGUGACACCGCCUCCGCGCAUAUCCAUACUCAUCAGCAUAACAAGAUCGACAGCAAUGAGAGGAUGGAGGAUGGGGCCUUCAGUCCUCGCGACGCCGAUCACUACGCGGAGGGCGAGCAUCACCAGGAGUUCGAUCACGAAGCCAUCCUUGGAAGUGUAAAAGAAGCAGAAGAAUUUGAUAAACUUCCAAUAGAAGAAUCCAAGAGGAGAUUAGGAAUUUUACUAACUAAGAUGGAUUUGAAUAACGACAAAUACAUCGAGAGAAAUGAACUAAAAGCUUGGAUCUUACGUUCGUUUAGCAUGCUGUCUGCAGAAGAAUCUCAAGAUCGCUUGGACGAGGCUGAUACAGAUGAAGAUGGCAAGGUGACUUGGGAUGAAGUCCUGCAGGAUACUUAUGGUAGCGAUCCUGAAGAUUUGGCUCUCGAUGAAAAAUUGGUUGAAGAUGAUAAAGAGACAUUUGAUGCUGCGGAUUUAAACAAAGAUGGUUAUUUAAAUUCAGAAGAAUUCAAAGCUUACACACAUCCUGAAGAGACACCAAGAAUGUUCCCAUUGUUAUUGAAGCAAGCCUUACAAGAUAAAGAUACAGAUAAAGAUGGAUACAUUAAUUUUCAGGAAUAUAUUGGUGAUAGAGCCAAAUCCAAAGAUAAAGAAUGGUUACUGUCAGAAAAGGAUAAAUUUGAUAAUGAACAUGACAAAAACGGAGACGGUAGACUCGAUUCAGAUGAAGUUCUUUCUUGGCUUGUUCCAAGUAAUGAAGAAAUAGCAAGCGAGGAGGUGGAUCAUUUAUUCGCGGGUUCCGACGAUGAUCAUGAUAAUAGAUUAUCAUUCGAAGAGAUACUGGAUCAUCACGAUGCUUUUGUAGGAAGCGAAGCGACAGAUUAUGGUGACCAUUUACAAGAUAUCGAACGUUUCCAACGAGUCGAACUUUAAGAGCUACUGUGGUGGGCUGAUAAUGCGCAUAUUAUCUUUCGUAAUACUCAUAAGAUAUAUUUAUUUUAGACUGUGAAUAUAUUUUUAAUACACUGCUCAAAACGAUGAUAAAAUUAUGCCUUUAAUAAAUCUUGUAAGUAAAAUUAAAAAAUUUUUUUAAUUAACAUUUUUUUUUUAAUUUGUAUUUAAACAAGUAAAUUUACGAAACGUAUUUAAGUACUAAAGUUGUAAUGUUAAAAAAAAUUAUAUAUAUAUCUAGAAUCUAAUAUCUUCAUUAAAUUUUGUACAUAUGUUAUUUAAAAAAUAUUUCAUAAUUGUUUUGAGCAGUAUAUUUCAAUUUAUCUAAUGUUUAUAUAUUUCGUUUUAUUUCUAUGGAGCCAUUAGAAUAAAUUUAUAUUGACGACAAGACACAAUAUAAGAUUAAUGAAAUUUGCUCAUUGUAUAUGUUCACGAUGAUUCACAGAUGGUAUGUUACAUAAACCAUCGUCUUCCAAUUUCUACCAAACAUGAGUGCCAUAUUAGAGAAUGCAGAGAGAGAAAAUAGAUUAGAGUGACAAAAGAAUUGUAUUUCUUAUUGAAAAUAUGUAGCAUGAAGUUUAAAUCUCCCAUUAAUGUUUUAUAUUAUGCUAUGUGUAUAUUAUAUAUAUAUGUCUAUUGCAGAUAAAGCACAAUUUACUUGAAGUCACAAGGAAUUGAUAUAAUUUUAA